This is a messenger RNA of Phodopus roborovskii (desert hamster), 1269 nucleotides long. Its product is annotated as myristoylated alanine-rich C-kinase substrate-like. The transcript is spliced from 2 exons. The record is from RefSeq and is a predicted model, not a curated record. The coding region runs from base 1 to 1269 and encodes 422 amino acids. NCBI's taxonomy places the organism in Eukaryota, Metazoa, Chordata, Mammalia, Rodentia, Cricetidae.
AUGGGUGGUUACCUGGGCCGGGCUUGCCCUCACCGUCGGUCCCUGACUGUGCCCACUGGGGACCUCCAGAAGAGGCCCUCGCCUCCGGUCCAUGGUGUCUCCCGGUCUCUCCGGGUUAAUUCCAUGGAAGGGUGCCUGAACAUGGCUUUAGCCAAUUCCCAGGAGCACCCUGGACGCGUAGUGGUUGUCCACACGCAGCGAUAUUCAGUGGAGAAGGCUCGGAACUUACUCGUCGGAGUCUUUUCUUCAAUGUUCUUGAUUGGCCAACACAACUCAGUGCCAACACUAUCGGGUUCCAGGAUGUCCCGAAGCUCAAUGAUCCUGAAGGUGGUCUCUACUAAGGGCAGAGCCACGCUCCGGUUUGUUCUGGGUCAGCCGGUCCUGAUUAUAUGGUCUUUCCUCACUGGCUACUUCUCAACUCAAUCUAGGAAGGAGACACAGAUUAGUGCUCUCCAAGAGACCCGCAAAAGCAAAAGCAAAAGAAUGCGAGCAAAGAAAAACGAAGAUCCCACUACCUCGGGAAAAGGAGGAGAAGGAUUUGCCAAGCAGGAGGAAGGCUCCGCAGUCAUCAAGAGACCUUCUGAUCAGGGAAAGGACUCUGAUGGCGGUGUGAGUGUCCCAUCUGCAUUUAGACGUCUGAUUGUCAAUGGGGUACUCUCUUCUUUUGUACCCAGGCCGGGUCCUUUGGGUAUGGAUAUCUGUUCCAAGAACUCAACAAAGAGCUGUAAUAAAGAAUCCCACAUCACCUUCAAGAGCUCAUACAAACGAAAUGCCAUUGCCAGCUCCUACAGUUCCUCUCUAGCACAGUGGCCCCCAGAGAGAAUUCGUGAACGCACUACCAGAGGUGCUGGCCCUGGUGCUAUACCAGGGGCUGCUCUAGGCACUGCUGCAGGCGCUAACCAAGGUGCCACCCUAGAUGAUGCUGCACAUGCCACCCGAGGUGCUGCCCGAGAUGCUGCUGCAGGUGCUACCCCAAGCGCGGCUUCUAAUGCUUCCGCAGAUGCUGCUUCAGAGGCCGCUACAGAUGCUGCCCCAGGUGCUGUUCCAGAUGCUGCUUCAGGGGCUGCAGGAGAUGCUGCCUCAGGUGCUACCCCAGGCGCUGCUUCUGGUGCCACAGCAGAAGCUGCUUCAGGGACUGCCACAGAUACUGCCUCAGGUGCUGCACCAUGCGCUCUGCCACUCCCCAGUCCAGACUCACCCCAGUUGAAGGAGGCUGCAAAUAAAGGUGAUGAGAAAGACAGUGCAUCUUCAGAGGAGAUGUCCCAUUGA